This is a messenger RNA of Gigantopelta aegis, 1404 nucleotides long. RefSeq names its product ankyrin repeat domain-containing protein 50-like. The record is from RefSeq and is a predicted model, not a curated record. Gene Ontology annotation, molecular function: protein binding. NCBI's taxonomy places the organism in Eukaryota, Metazoa, Mollusca, Gastropoda, Neomphalida, Peltospiridae.
AUGAAAGAUCUUGCUGAUGUUGUAAAAGCAAAGCAAAACACACCAGCUAGUCAAUAUGGUUACCUUUUUGCUGUUUCCUCAUUACUUAGUAAUGGAGCAGACCCUAACGUAGCUGAUAAUGAUGGUAUAACACCUCUUAUUAAAGCCAGUAAAAAUGGUCAUGGUGAUGUUGUUGAGUUAUUACUAGAGACGAACGUUCAGAUAGAUACCCAAGACAAAAAUGGAAUAACAGCCAUUUCUAAAGCUAGCUUCUAUGGUCACUCUUCUGUCGUUUCUAUCUUACUUAACAAUGGGGCAGACCCUACCUUAGCUAAUAUCAAUGGUUGGACACCUUUAAUUGUAGCAAGUAGAAAUGGUCAUGAUGAUGUUGUCGAGUUAUUACUAGAGAAGAAUGUUCCGAUAAAUACCCAAGAAGAAAAUGGAGUUACAGCCAUUUCUAAAGCUAGCUUCAUUGGUCACUCUUCUCUGAUAACAAUGGGGACACCUUUAAUUGCAGCAAGUAGAAAUGGUCAUGGUGAUGUCAUUGAGAUAUUACUAGAGAAGAAUGUUCCAAUAAAUACCCAGGACAAAAAUGGAAUAACAGCCAUUCAUGCUAGCAAAAAAGGUCACUCUUCAGUUGUUUCAAUCUUACUUGACAAUGGUCCAUUUUUUACUGCUAGCUUUAAUGGUCACUCUUCUGUUGUUUCUAUCUUACUUAACAAUGGUGCAGACCCUAAUCUAGCUGAUAACAAUGGCUGGACACCUUUAAUUGCAGCAAGUAGAAAUGGUCAUGGUGAUGUCAUUGAGAUAUUACUAGAGAAGAAUGUUCCAAUAAAUACCCAGGACAAAAAUGGAAUAACAGCCAUUCACAUUGCUAGCGAAAAAGGUCACUCUUCAGUUGUUUCAAUCUUACUUGACAAUGGUGCAGACCCUAAUCUAACUGAUAAUAAUGGCUGGACACCUCUAAUUGCAGCAAGUAGAAAUGGUCAUGCCAGUCUAAAUGGUCAUGGUGAGGUCGUUGAGUUAUUACUAGAAAAGAAUGUUCCAAUAAAUGCCAAAGACAAAAAUGGAAUAACAGCCAUUUACAUUGCUAGCAAUAAUGGUCACUCUUCUGUCGUUACUAUCUUACUUAACAAUGGUGCAGACCCUAAUAUAGCUGCUAAGUAUGAUUCUAACCUAGCUAAUAAUGAUGGAAUGACACCUCUUAUUAUAGCAAGUGAAGGUCAUGGUGAUGUCAUUGAGUUGUUACUAGAGAAGAAUGUUCCAAUAAAUACCCAAGAUAAAGAUGGAACAACAGCCAUUUAUAAUGCUAGUCAUAGUGCAUUGUACUUCUCAAGUUAUUUUGGACAUGAAAAUAUUGUUAGACAGCUACUGGAAGGUGGUGCUGAUCCACUUAUAAGAGACUUGUUUGGCGUUCACCUCUAG